Acanthosepion pharaonis is the source of this 768-nucleotide messenger RNA. NCBI's taxonomy places the organism in Eukaryota, Metazoa, Mollusca, Cephalopoda, Sepiida, Sepiidae. The record is from the annotation of a GenBank genome assembly.
AUGUUUCUCUUUGAUUUUCUUUCUCUGUCUCUCUUACAUCCUCUCUGUACUUUCUCCCCGUCUCCUUUGAUAUUUCUCUCUCUCACUUUCACUUUCUCUUCUAUUCUAUGUUUCCCCUUUGAUUUUCUUACUCUGUCUCUCUUACAUCCUCUCUGUACUUUCUCCCCGUCUCCUUUGAUAUUUCUCUCUCUCACUUUCACUUUCUAUUCUAUUCUAUGUUUUCCCUUUAAUUUUCUUACUCUGUCUCUCUUACAUCCUCUCUGUACUUUCUCCCCUUCUCCUUUGAUAUUUCCCUCUCUCACUUUCACUUUCUCUUCUAUUCUAUGUUUCCCCUUUGAUUUUCUUACUCUGUCUCUAUUACAUCCUCUCUGUACGUUCUCCCCUUCUCAUUUGAUAUUUCUCUCUCUCACUUUCACUUGCUAUUCUAUUCAAUGUUUCCCCUUUAAUUUUCUUACUCUGUCUCUCUUACAUCCUUUCUGUACGUUUUCUCCCUCUCCUUUGAUAUUUCUCUCUCUCUCUUUCACUUUCUAUUCUAUUCUAUUUUUUCCCUUUAAUUUUCUUUCUCUCUGUCUCUCUUACAUCCUCUCUGUACUUUCUCCUUCUCCUUUAAUAUUUCUCUCUCUCUUACUUUCACUUUCUCUUCUAUUCUUUGUUUCCCCUUUAAUUUUCUUACUCUCUCUCUCUUACAUCCUCUCUCUACUUUCUCCCUUCUCCUUUAAUAUUUCUCUCUCUCUUUUUUUUUCUUCUAUUCUAUGUUUCCCCUUUUAA